AUGGGCAUAUCUCGCGCUGCCUGGGUUCUGGCCUUGGCCUUUCAGCCUUUCCUAGGCGGAGCCUUGCCUGCCCCAUCACCACCUGGAAUUCCGUCUACCUCUACUGCAACGAGUGAGCUGGCCGGAUUGACCGUUGCUGCACAAGGAUCCCAGGAUGGAUAUAGCCGUGACGAAUUUCCGCACUGGAUUACUAUCAGCGGAAAUUGCAACACACGCGAAACAAUCCUCGAACGGGAUGGAACCGACGUGGUCCAAAGCUCCAGCUGCGGUGCUACCAGUGGAUCCUGGGUUUCUCCGUAUGAUGGCGAGACCUGGACAGCUGCAAGUGAUGUCGACAUCGAUCACCUCGUCCCAUUAUCAAACGCAUGGAAGUCCGGGGCCUCCAGCUGGACUAAAGCAGAUCGUCAAGCUUUCGCCAAUGACCUCAAGAAUCCCCAACUCUUAGCAGUCACCGACAACGUGAACGCCUCAAAGGGCGACAAAGGCCCAGAAUCUUGGAAGCCCCCACUGGCUUCAUAUUACUGCACUUAUGCCAAGAUGUGGGUGAAGGUGAAAUCAGUCUAUGAUCUUACCAUCACUUCGGACGAGAAGGCUGCUCUUGUCGAGAUGCUGGAUACUUGUUGA
Messenger RNA from Penicillium verrucosum, 624 nucleotides. RefSeq names its product HNH endonuclease family protein. The record is from RefSeq and is a predicted model, not a curated record. The coding region runs from base 1 to 624 and encodes 207 amino acids. The transcript is spliced from 4 exons. NCBI's taxonomy places the organism in Eukaryota, Fungi, Ascomycota, Eurotiomycetes, Eurotiales, Aspergillaceae.